GAGCUGUCGGGGCGCGAGGCCGGGGGGUGGGUGUCUCUGGGGGGGGCUCCAGCCCAGCUCCUCCUACCUCCUGUGGGUGAGAGGCUGCAACAGUCAGGCCUGUGUGGAGAGUCAGCCUGCUGCUGCCACCAUGGCCCCUGCAGCUCCAGAGGGAGUGCUGCCCCCCAGACUGGAGCGUGCCGGCCCUGCCAGCCUGCUGGUGUCCUGGGCCCCCCCGGGCCAAGCCAACGCCCCAGAGCUGGUCCGCUACACACUGCUGAUGAGGCUGGCCCCCCACGGACCUCUGCUCCAUCUUCUGGAGAACGUGAGCAGCACCUACAGCUACACAGUGGAGGGUGUGUCUCCCCACACAGAGUACCUGCUCAGACUGGUGGCCUCCAACACACACGGACACACAGCCAGCCGCUGGACCAGCCUACGCACUGCUGAGGACGCUCCAGGGCCUGUUGACCCCCCCGUGGUGUCACAGCUCCACCCCAGGAACGCCACCCUGUCCUGGGCCAGCCCUAGCCAGCCCAACGGGGUCAUCACUCACUACACUCUGUACCUACACUCCAUCCUUCCUGCUAACCAAUCAGACCUCAGCACCACAUUGCCUACCUUGACCUCUCACCAAUCAGGUCCUACCACCACACAGUCAACCCUGGUUGCUGGCCAAUCAGGCCUCAACCCACCCCUGCCUACUAACCAAUCAAACUUGAAUACUACCCGGACCAUUGACCAGUCUGGUGGCAACACAUUUGUACCUGCUUCCCCCUCUGGCACCAACCCCAGCCAGCUUUCCACUACCCCCCUCGGAACACACCCCACCCACAACACCACCCAGACAGCCCGUGUCCAUGGUAACACAACCCAAUACACUUUCCUCCACCUCCAGCCCUAUCAACUGUACGGCCUGCAGGUUGAGGCGUGUACCCAAGCAGGGUGCUCUCUGUCUGGGGCGUCCCGGCCCCUGCGCACCCCCCCUGCUCCACCAGAAGGGGUCCCGGCCCCCCAGCUCUACUCAGACACCCCCACCUCAGUCCUGCUCUCCUGGGGGGCACCCCAAAAGCCCAACGGACCCCUGGAGGGCUGGGUGGUAGAGAGGAGGGUGUUUAGGACCCAGCAGGUCUCCCAGGUGGGUCGGGUCCCGCCGGGACCGGUUCCCCUCUCCUACCAGGACAGCUCGUCGGCGCUGAGCCCUUGGACCUCCUACCAGUACCGCCUGCUGGCCCAGACUCAGGCUGGCACCGGCACCGGGCCCUGGAGCUCCGUCACCACCAGACCCUCUCGUCCCGCCGGGCUCAGCCCACCCAGGGUGCUCAUCUUGGGGCCAGACUCGCUGGAGGUAAAAUGGAUUCCACCACUAAUCGCGAACGGAGAGAUCGACCGCUACGAGAUCCGACUCCCAGAGCCUCGUGUCUCCCAUACUGAAGCAGCGGCCCUGAUCGCCACGGUGACCGACCUGGUUCCGUACACCAACUACAGUGUGACGGUGCUGGCCUGCUCCUCUGGUGGCGGCCAUGUUGGAGGCUGCACCGAGAGCCCGCCCACUCUGGUGACUACAUUACCCACAGUGCCGCAGGGCCUGAGCCCGCUGGUGGUGGUGCCAAUCAGCGAGUCCUUCUUGGCCAUAUCCUGGCAACCACCCUCCAGGCCCAGCGGACCCAACAUCAGCUAUGAGUUGCGGAGACGUAGAAUGCUGCAGCCCCUGGCCCCCCCGCGCCCCCCCCAGACCCCGCCGGCCCGCCCAGAUCUCUGGCUCUCUGUGUACACGGGCCCCGAAUUGUUCCACGAAGAUAAGGGCCUUAGCAGGUUUACCUGGUACCAGUACCAGCUGGUGGUCCACAACCAGGUGGGCAGCAGCUCAGGGGAGGAGGUGACAGGGGUGACCCAGGCAGGAGUGCCCCUCCGUCCCCCCGCCCUCUCCGCCUGGCCUCUUAACCACACCCAUGUCCUGGUCAACUGGACCGAGCCUUCUUUACAGGACCUUCAGGGCAGAGUGGAGCUCCACACAGUCACGGUCAUCUCCUCCGAUCUUGAGGAGCGAACUUUGACCUCUCCCCCAGGGGUCGUCUCCAUGGUGAUAGGCGACCUGCGGCCCAGCACGCACUACAGGGUCUCCCUCCAGGUGUUCAACGGAGCCCACAACAUCUCCAGCCCCGAGGUCCUUGUCCUCACAGCAGACGGAGAGCCUGAGGGAGUGUGUGUCCCGGAGGUAGUGCCAGUGAACAGCAGUGCCGUGCGAGUCCUGUGGUCUCCUCCCCUGUCUCCCAACGGUGCCAUCACCAGCUACGCCAUCUACCUGGACGGGCAUCGCCGUGGCAACGCUGACAACACCUCCGGGUCGUACCUGCUGGGAGGGCUGCUGCCAUUCACUGUCUACGAGAUACAGGUGGAGGUGUGCACUGUAUAUGCAUGUGUGAAGAGCAACACUACCCAGAUGACCACAGUAGAGGACCUCCCUGUUGACAUCCCCCCACCACACACACACGUGCUCAGUCCCAGGUCAGUCAGGCUAGCGUGGUCGUCCCCUGGCCGUCCUGGGGGGGUCAUGUUGGGGUACGAGGUGCUGAGAACGAUCCUUCGGCCCUGUGGGGGACCAGGGGCGGGGUUGACGCCCCAGGGAGGCCAGGGGUCAGAGGUCAUGUGCUCCUACCUGCAGUGCUCCACCCAGCAGGGUGUCUGUGGGACGGCCUGCUACCAGCCUGACACACAGGUGUGCUGUGGGGGUGUGGCCUACAACAGGGCUCACCCCCACCUGUGCUGUGAGGGGCGUUACCUGCUCUCUCCUAACUCCUCCCACACCGCGUGCUGCGGGGGGAGGCUCCUCCCACCCCUCCCCAACCACCAAUGCUGCGGAGGAUACUACGUUGUCGUAGCUUCUGGAGAGAUGUGCUGCCCAGACCCUGAGCAGGGCCGUGUGGCGGUGGGUGUAGGGGAUGCUUGCUGUGGGGGGGUCCCCUUCUCCCAGGCUGGGGGGCAGCUGUGCUGUGGGGGAGGGCUCCACGACGGCUACGGCUCUCAGUGCUGUGGGGGCCGUCUCGUACCAGACUCCCUGGUCUGCUGUGAGGGGGCCGAGGGAAGCUCCACACACACUCCUGCUGCAGGUCUUCUUUGCUGUGGUGAAGACUACGUCAACUCCUCCACCACGCUGUGCUGUGUCGGCCAGGAUGGCUCUCCCACAAUGCACCCUGCUGGAAACGCCACGGUGACCCUACAGUGCUGCGGGUCAGAGGUCAUAAGACAGGAAGAGGAAUGCUGUAACGGCGUGGGCUACGACCCCCGCAGACACGUGUGUGCGGACCGCCCAACACCCGGACUGCUUCUACAGGAGGGGUGCAGAACCAGCGCUCUGUGUCCCAUAGCUGCCGCUUCCACCUCCUACUGUGGGUCAUGUGACCUGGACCCUUCUGAAGCCGUCUGCACCUGGGUCCACGACGCACGCACACCGUCACACACGUCCACGCACGCACCUGUGCAAGCACGCGCCGCCUUACGCGCACCUACGCAGCACACAGCACGCAACACCUUGUACACGACUCCCGCCACACGCUCUCUCCUAACGGCUGACACACACCAGAACACACCCCUGUCUCAACACUCGGAGCCCACCCUCUGCCCCUCCCAUGACGAUGUGGUCUACAGUGGUGGGGCCAACAGAUACAGCUACACGGACUCUGAUCUGGAGCCCUACACCAGCUACCAGUACAGAGUUAGAGCUUGGAACAGCUUUGGGCGAGGCUCCAGCCCCGUUACCACGGUGACCACCAAUGAGGACGUGCCGUGGGGAGUGUCCCCACCCCGCUGGAAUCGCCUAGGUGACCGUGAUGACAUCAUACAGCUACACUGGCAAGCUCCAGCCAAGCCCAAUGGUGACAUAACCCACUAUGUGAUCCUGCGUGACGGACAGGAGCGUUACCGCGGUGACGAGACCACAUUCACAGACGUGGGCGGAAUACGUCCCUUCCAGGAGUUCCGGUACAAACUACGGGCAUGCAACGCUGCCGCCGGCUGCACUGACAGCCUGGAGGUCUUGGCAGUAACAGUACAGGGGGUUCCAGAGGGGGUCCGUUCUCCCACAGUAACAGCUCUGGGUCCAAGGUCGUUAUGGUUACACUGGUCCGUCCCUUCCAAGCCCAACGGUGUGGUUCGCCUCUACCACAUCAACCAGACCGGCACCGGAACCAUACACACACACACACAUGGAGACAGGAACCACACUAUCACAGAGUUGCAGCCCUACUCUGACUACAGCUUUGUAGUAGUGGCCUGUACCGUAGUGGGCUGUGGGUCCAGCCAACCAGCAACGGGACGCACUCUGCAAGAUGCUCCCACAGGGGUGUGGUCCAGACCGGAUCAUGUGGUUCUGAACUCCUCAGCAGUACAGUUGUUCUGGUCCGCUCCGCUUCGUCUUAACGGCCAGCUGACCCGUUACCGGCUGCUGCGUGACGGUGCUCCCGUUUACACCGGUGACCACCGGGCCUCGAAUUACACUGACUCACACCUGCAGCCCAACAGCAGGUAUGUGUAUGAGUUGGAGGCCAGCACUGGGGGUGGAGCUGGUUUGAGUGACAGGUACAUCGUCCAGACACCGGUCUCCUCCCCUCUGGGAAUCCCACCCCCCUAUAAUAUCACUGUCUCCGGCCCUCACUCUCUCUUUGUCUCGUGGGCACCCCCAGCCCAUUUCAACACCAGCCAGCCAAUGAACUACAACAUCCUGUUGAGCCUAGGAAGUGACCCGGUGAUUAUGCGAGCGGCGGGGGGGAACCAGCACCUCAGUGUGGCGGAUCUAGAGCCCUUCACCACCUACAGAGUCAGAGUGCAGGCCUGCCAGUCUGAGGGCUGUGGGGUGGGGGAGGGGGUGUCUGUGCGGACCUCAGAGGACCCCCCUGAGCAGCUGGACCCCCCCUCAGUACGGGCAGUAGGACCCAGGGUCAUGGAGGUGAUCUGGGUCCCACCUCGCAAACCCAACGGGCUCAUCACUUCCUACUUCAUACACAGACGACCAAUGGGAGCGCAGGAGGAGUUGCUGGUGUUUAUCUGGUCCAGUGGAUUGUUAGAGUUCAUUGAUGCAAGUGACGCCCUGCAGCCCUUCAGCCAAUACCAGUACAGGGUUCUCGCCCACAACUCCAGAGGUUCCUCCCACAGUAAAUGGACCACAGCCACUACCUUGGAGGCAGAGCCAGAAGGCAUGGCUCCUCCCACUGCAACUCCUACUGGUGCCUACUCAGUGCAGCUGAACUGGGCUGUUCCAGAACAACCCAACGGUCUGAUAUCUCAAUACCGUCUGCUCUACAGGAAACACCAUCCAGACCCCACACUCAACACCUCCACCAUUACUGCCCUGACUGUAACGGGAGGUGUGUUGAGGGCCAGUGUGUAUGGUCUGGACCCCUACAGUGAGUAUAGUGUGUGUGUGGAGGCUGUGAACACUGCCGGAAGCGUGAUCAGCCCUUGGGUGGGCACUAGGACCCUGCAAGCAUCUCCGGCUGGCCUGUCCUCCAUCGCCCUGGAGCAGAGAGAGCAGGGAAGAGCCUUGCUGCUGACCUGGGACCCCCCACAGGCUCCCAACGGGGUCAUCACGAUGUAUAACCUGUACAACGAGGACAACCUUGAGUUCAGUGGUCUGUCUCGUCACUUCCUGUUCCGCCGUCUGGAGCCGUUCUCCUCCUACUCGCUCGUCCUGGAGGCAUGCACCCCCGCCGGCUGCACCCGCACCCCCCCGCAACGCGUUACCACGGCACCGGCCCCCCCUACAUCCCAGCCCCCGCCCAUGCCCCUCUCGAUUGGUCCAGACAGCGUAGAAUUAGCCUGGAGCCCGCCCGCCCAGCCCAACGGACCAAUAGGACAGUAUGUGCUGCUGGGGCGGGGCCUGGAGGAGGGCAGUGGGAGGAGCUGGGACGAGGAGGCCAUGGGAGGAGGGGUUCUGCACAGACAGAACUCCAUUCAGGGUUCCAGGUUCUCCCACACAGUGACGGGCCUGCAGCCCUGGAGCCAAUACCAGUUCAGCAUCCGCUCUGAGAACCCUGCUGGAUAUGCCCACAGCCCCUGGGUCACCGUGACAACCAGACAGGCCCCCCCUCGUGGACUGGCGCCCCCCAAGCUCCACCACAUUAGGGACCGCCCCUCGGAGCUCCUGGUGUCGUGGGCUCCACCCCUGGAGACCAACGGGGUCCUAGUGUCCUACCGUCUGCACAGAGACAACCUGACCUUCUCCUUCAGCCUGGACCCUGGAGUGCUGAGCUACACCGACCAUGGCCUGCAGGCCUUCUCCUCCUACCAAUACUCUGUCACUGCCUGCAACACUGCCGGCUGCAUCACCAGCCCCUCCGUGCACAUCACUACCCUGCAGGCCCCCCCCGCUGCAGUGGUACCUCCCACAUUCCCCAGCAUUACGGCCCAUAGCAUCAACGCCUCCUGGAGCGUACCACUGGUCCAGAACGGGGAAGUGACGCAGUACGUGCUGCAGGUCAACAGUGAGGAGGUGUACCGUGGACGGGGCUUACACGCGGAGAUGACGGGCCUCGAACCGCACACUCUCUAUUGGCUCGUCCUAUUGGCUUGCACUAAUGGGGGGUGUACCCCCAGCCCCCCCAUCCCCGCCAUGACCCAGGAGGCCCCCCCGACCGGACUGCCCCCCCCUUCUCUCAAGGUCACCGGCCCACAAUCCCUAGAGGUGACCUGGGAACCACCGGAACGCCCCAACGGCGUCGUCAAGGGUUACGAGCUCCGCAGGGACGGCGAGGUGAUCUACAUCGGCAUGGAAACGCGUUACCAUGACUUCACGCUGUUGCCGAGCGUGGAGUACGGUUACAGCGUCACUGCUAACAACAGCCGUGGCUCGGUGACCAGCGGAGUGGCCAAGGCUCGCACGCGGGCCUCAGCGCCCUCUGGUGUCAGCCCCCCAUCUCUGCAGCCUCUGGGACCUCGACAGGUGAGGGUGACGUGGGAGCCCCCAGUGCGUCCUAACGGGGAGAUCGUCAGCUACACAGUGUACCAGCGAGACCUCGCCCUCCUCGCCACGCUCAGCGUCUCCUUGGGACGGGAAGACAGCGCCCUCUCUGGACGCAGCAUAACACUGCAGGAUCUGAAACCUCACCACAGGUAUGAGGUGAGGGUGGAGGCAUGUACAGAGCUGGGCUGUGCCUCCAGUGACUGGGCGUCAGUGCUCACUCUCGAGUCACCCCCUGCUGGACAGAACUCACCACUGCUGGAUCUACAGACGGACCAACAAGGCCUGCAGACGGUCUUCCAGCUCUCCUGGUCCCCCCCGUCCCAGCCUAAUGGUAGAGUCCUGCACUAUGAGGUGUACCGCAGAUCGGAGCAGUCCACUGAGGAUCUCGGGGGUGCAGUGCUGGUGUACAGGAACGUUUCAACAUCAUGUCGUGAUGCCGGACUUCAACCCUACACAGCCUACCAGUACCAGGUGUUGGCUGUAAACUCUGCUGGUCACUCAAGUAGCCCAUGGGCCAAUGGGAGAACAGGACCCGCCCCUCCUGAUGGGGUGAACACACCCAUCUUCUUGCGUAUUCUAGCAACCUCGGCGGUGGUGGACAUCGUCCCUCCUGCCAGACCCAACGGCAUCGUCAGUAUCUACAGGGUGUUUUCUCGUCACCAGGACACACACACUCUGUUAUCAGAAGGGACAUCCCUCCAGCAGACUCUCCAUGGUCUGAGCCCCUACUCUAAGUACUGGGUGUAUGUGGAGGCCUGUACCUGCUACCAGUGCUGCAGCCCGGGCCCCCUGGCAGAGCUGCACACCCAGGCCGCCCCCCCCACGGGCCAGCCCAGCCCUCGCCUGCUCACCCUCACCUCCCGCUCCACACAGCUGGAAUGGGACUGGCCGCUCAACCCCAACGGGGUCAUCGAGAGCUGUGAGCUGCAUGUCCGCUCCACCUGCCCCCAUCCCCCGCAGCCAGUCCCUGCCCCCUGUGUGACGGGACCAGUGGAGACCUGUUUCUUUGGGCGAAGGCGGAGCAACAACGUGACAGGCCUUCAGCCCUAUACCAGCUAUGACUUCAGGGCUGCUUGUUUCAACAACAUGGGCAGCACUGCCUCAGAGUGGACCACAGUGACAACACUAACCGAGGCCCCCCAGUACGUGUCAGCGUUGGUGGUAGGCAGCAACCUGACCAUGGUGUGGCUGGACUGGGGCUCCAGCUUCUCCCUGCAUGGGGCCCUGAGGGAGUACACUCUGACGGAGAGCAAGCUGAGGAUCUACAGCGGCUUCCACACGCACCUGCACAUCCCCCUCACCUCACAGAAGACCCUCUCUUUCCAGGUGACCUGUAGCACAGAGGCAGGCAGUGCCAGUACUCCUACUGUCAGAUACAGCCCUGCCACUGGCAUAGGCCCACCCGAGCCCACCCCAGGCUGGGCCCCAGGGCAGCAGGGUGUGGGUGGGUCUGGAGGGGCGGUGUACUCGGAGCUGUGGUUCAUCCUGCUGCUGUCCCUGCUGGGGCUGCUGCUGCUGGCUCUGCUGCUGGGUCUGCUGCUCCACUGGGCCCUGAGAAAGAGCCCCCUGGUCAGGGAGAGGCCCCCCCUGGUGCCCCUGCAGAAGAGGAGCCAGAGGGACAGGGACCCUUUCAUGUUUGACACAGUGGCGGACUGCCUAGAGGCCAGCACCGUCACGUUAAAGAGCUUCACCUUGUACUCUGAGGGCGUGGCAGAAUCCAAGAUUGGUGGCGAUGGCUCCCGCUUCAGCCCAAUGUCCGUGCUCCGUGUGCCCAGCCAAUCAGAGCUCAACUACUCCUACUCCCAGAGUUCCUUGCACCGCAGUGUGAGCCAGCUGAUUGGUGGACAAGACAGAAAGUCCCUGAUGGGGGAUGGGGGCUGGGACAACCCCAUGAUGCAGGGGCACGACAGCGGGCUGUAUGUCGAGGAGGAGGAGGAGGAUGAGUUUGGCGAUGCAGUGAAAGCCUUCAGCUCGGUGAGGAAGGAGCACACCAUGUUCACAGACACACACCUGUAACUGGGGUCUGGAGCAAAACACACACACACCUGUAACUGGGAACCACACACACACACACAACUGUAACUGAGGUCACAACCUUAAGUCCACCAACCCACUCUAUGCCAACUGAUAUAACAUGAAAAGGAUGUUCCAUCUAGUAUGAGGAAGCUGGUUUACCAAACAUCCGCUGUUUCCUGUUCGAUUUGGUUACCAACCAUUAGCUGUUUCCUGUGGUUACCAGCCAUUAGCCGUUUCCUGUUCGGUUUGGUUACCAGCCAUUAGCCGUUUCCUGUUCGGUUUGGUUACCAGGUGUUAGGCGUUUCCUGCCUGCUGAAGUGACAGUGCCUCUCCCCUCUUCAGCCUGUACUCUACUGUGUGUAGCUGUCACCUGUGCCUCAUAGACGGUAGACACAGUGUUAUCUAGCACGCUUAAAGACUCAGUCUAGACAAGGCUAUUGUGAGGAUUUGUGAGGAAGCCAAUUGUUUGUAAUGUUUCAGUACAUCUCUGUAUGGUGUAUAUCAGCUAUUGCUAACACGGCAUCUGUUGUCAGUGUUUGCUAGGUGUUGGUUUUUAAUAAGUGAUAGAAUUGUGUCGAAGUACUUCCUAAUAAGAUGCCGUCAAUGCGCAGGAUCUCUGUUGUUUUGGUAUAAACAUUGUAUAUCACAUUGUACAUUCAACAUUGUAUAUAAUGUCUUUUUUUUUCUUACGGAGACAGUAUUAAUCAGGAAAAAGUAUUAUUUACAGUUUGUUUUUUAUCAUUGUUGUUUAUGAGAAUGUGAAAAGGAUAUUUUUUAUUUUGCAAACCAUACUGUCCGAUAACUUAUGAAAUACUACUUGUCUAAAUGUGUUUUCCCAUACAAACCCAUAGAGCUGACCUCCCGCUCUGCUACUUUCUCUCACGCUGUAGUAUUCUGUACAGUCAGAGUCGCAGUGAAUAGAAUAUACAAAUAGGGUUCCUUUAAAAGUCCACUGGGGAAUUUCGAAUGGAAUUCAAAUGUCUCUAUGGCUUAUAAUCAAUGCAGAAAAAAGGCGAGUUUGGGGUCAUUAAAAAGUGUGAUG
Molecule: messenger RNA, 9995 nt
Organism: Osmerus eperlanus (European smelt)
Lineage: Eukaryota; Metazoa; Chordata; Actinopteri; Osmeriformes; Osmeridae
Gene: ush2a
Product: Usher syndrome 2A (autosomal recessive, mild)
Exons: 43
Coding region: 131-8953 (2940 amino acids)
Molecular function (GO): protein binding
Source: RefSeq, a predicted model, not a curated record